This is a messenger RNA of Hordeum vulgare subsp. vulgare (domesticated barley), 1601 nucleotides long. Its product is annotated as putative rRNA methyltransferase YlbH. Lineage: Eukaryota; Viridiplantae; Streptophyta; Magnoliopsida; Poales; Poaceae. Gene Ontology annotation, molecular function: methyltransferase activity. The record is from RefSeq and is a predicted model, not a curated record. The transcript has 9 exons. Gene Ontology annotation, biological process: rRNA methylation. Bases 28 to 972 code for a protein of 314 amino acids.
CUUCGGAUUUCCCACCGCUCUUCGCCAAUGGCUUCCUCCACUCUCGCAUCCACCCCCUUCCUCCCGUCGCUCCCCGGUCCAAAUCAUACGCGCCUCUCCCUCCGCUUCCCCGCUCGCCGUCUCCCGGUGGCCGCCUCCGCGGCUCCCAAGGGCGCGGCGGCGUCGGAGGCGGCGAGGGAGCGCCGGCGUUUCCUGGAGCGUUACGGCCUCAACCCCGAUGACUUCGAGGAAGACGCAGAGCCGGAUCCCAGGGAAGAGCGGAGGAGAGAGAGGCGGAUGCGGCGGUCGGGUAGAGGGGAGGAGGAGGCCGCUGUCGCUCCUGCCAGGCCGGUGGAGCGCCGGGAGACUCAUAAGAUGCUUCAGGUACUAGCUGGGAAAGUACGCAGAAGAAAAUUACUAUCACCAAAAGAUAGGAAUGUUCGUCCGAUGAUGGAAGUUGUCCGAGGAGCAGCCUUUGACAUUUUACAAUCAGCUGGUGGUUCUCCUGCUUCACUCAAACCUGGUUUGUGGUUAGACUUGUACAGUGGUACUGGAUCUGUUGGAAUUGAAGCCAUGAGCCGAGGCUGUUCAGAGGCGCAUUUUGUUGAGCUGGACCCUUGGGUUAUUUCUGAGGUUCUUAAACCUAAUCUGGACUGUACUGGAUUUCUUGAUACUUCGCACAUACAUAUGCUUCGUGUUGAGAACUUCUUGGACAAUGCUGAAAAAUCUAAAGGUAGGUAUCCUUCUUUUGAUUACAUUAGUGUGACGCCACCGUAUGUUGAGGUAAACUACAGUACACUACUCGAUCAGCUUGCAAGGUCCCCGUUGGUUGGAGAAGAUUGCUUCAUUCUGGUCGAGUACCCACUGAAAACAGAUAUGCCUGAGUCCUGCGGAAAGCUAAUAAAGAUAGCUGACAGGAAGUUUGGUAGGACAAACCUGCUGAUAUACGGGCCAACCUGGUCAGAGAAAAAGAAAGGCAGGAUCCUGAGAUAAUUCGUGUAACGCCGAGGCAGGUUUUGCACACAAGUACCCAUUUUGCAGAUCAGUACUCUCUCUGAGGACCCAGUAUAUUCCUAGCGAAGUUGGCGAUUCGAUGCCACCAAGAUCAUCACCGGCACACGGCGAUUUCCCCCGUGAAUUUCGUACCGGCGCUUACCCACCCGGCGGGCCGACGCGAAGACGCAGUCUCACCUAGGGGAGUAGCAAAAUCCUCCCGUUAUGGUUGGCAUGUCGAAAUCACGUAAGAGAGAAGGCCCCUCUCCUUUCCAAGGCAUCAGCAUCAAGCCAUUACGAUGUCGCGUUUCAUCAGCAUUACCUUUGAUAUGCGCAAUGGCCCGCGGCUCGGGGCUCCGUAUGUGGUCCAGCCUGCCCGCCUCGUGCAUGCUUCAGGAGAGGGGAGGGGAGUUCAUCCAUUCGGCAGGCUGACCUCUUAUCUGUGUACCGUUUAGGCUGAGACGUGCUUUGAUCUCUCCGUAGAAUGAUCAUGGAUUCACGGUGCCUGGCCAGUGAAGGAAAUGAGUUGGGCUUUUGUAUUUCGCUGCGUGCAUGCUUGUCGCCUGUGCGCCAUGCUCCCUUUUGAACCUGACGUGAUAAUGACCGGCAAACGUCUGCCGUUGCGUCGA